Molecule: messenger RNA, 8823 nt
Organism: Ostrinia nubilalis (European corn borer)
Lineage: Eukaryota; Metazoa; Arthropoda; Insecta; Lepidoptera; Crambidae
Gene: beta-Spec
Product: spectrin beta chain
Exons: 38
Coding region: 362-7495 (2377 amino acids)
Biological process (GO): neuron development; actin cytoskeleton organization
Cellular component (GO): plasma membrane; cell junction; cortical actin cytoskeleton
Molecular function (GO): structural constituent of cytoskeleton; actin filament binding; phospholipid binding
Source: RefSeq, a predicted model, not a curated record
AAGGUGGGUGAUGCCGUGAUGCUUUCGUUCGCGAUCGCGACGAACGAUCUUUUCGCCUUGCCUUCGAAGCCGUGUUCGUACUCGCAGUCACGGAUGAUAAUUUAACUAUUCCUGUAUGAAGCGUGAAUUCCCGUAAUUUAGAAGUUUAUGUGGGUUAUGAUUUUGCUACAUAAAACCUGUAAAACGACUGUUGAUGAAGUGUUAGUGCCGUGAGACGUGAAUUUGGAACGAUUGGUCAUAGUUCCCGCAAUCGAGUGAAUUUGUGUGUGCCGACGAAUUUAUGUGUGUAACCGACCGGGAAUAGCGUAUCUUCAUUUUAUUCUUGAAGAUCUUGAGUGUGGCGUGGCGGUGAGCGGUCGCGAUGACGACCGACAUAUCGGUGUCCCGCUGGGACCCGUCCAUCGGCCACGGGCAGGAGCUCAUCGAGGAGUUCGAGUACGACGGCGGCAACUCGUCCUCAAGGCUUUUCGAACGAUCGCGCAUCAAGGCGCUAGCUGACGAACGAGAGAGUGUACAGAAGAAGACUUUCCAAAAAUGGGUGAACUCCCACCUGGUGCGCGUGGGGCACCGCAUCGGCGACCUCUACGUAGACAUGAGGGACGGCAAAAUGCUCCUCAAACUCCUCGAGGUGCUGUCAGGAGAAAGACUGCCGCGCCCCACAAAGGGCAAGAUGCGUAUCCACUGCCUGGAGAACGUUGACAAGGCGCUCCAGUUCCUGCGGGAACAGCGGGUGCAUCUGGAGAACAUGGGAUCCCACGAUAUCGUGGAUGGAAACCCGCGCCUCAACCUGGGACUUAUCUGGACCAUCAUCCUGCGCUUCCAGAUCCAAGACAUCACAAUCGAAGAGACAGACAACAAAGAAACAAAGUCCGCCAAGGACGCCCUGCUCCUCUGGUGUCAGAUGAAGACAGCUGGCUACAACAACGUAAACGUCCGCAACUUCACGACCUCCUGGAGGGAUGGCCUGGCUUUCAACGCCAUCAUACACAAGCACAGACCUGACCUGAUCCAGUUUGAGAGAUUACACAGAAGCAAUCCCAUUCAUAAUUUGAACAAUGCAUUUAAUGUCGCGGAAGAGAAACUCGGACUUACCAAACUGCUGGAUGCUGAAGACAUCGCCGUAGACCACCCAGACGAGAAGUCGAUCAUCACGUACGUGGUGACGUACUACCACUACUUCAGCAAGAUGAAGCAGGAGACCGUUCAAGGCAAGAGGAUCGGCAAGGUCGUCGGCAUUGCUAUGGAGAACGAGAAGAUGAUGAUGGAGUAUGAGUCGCUUACCAGCGACCUCCUGCAAUGGAUCGAGCGUACGAUCGAGGCGCUGGGUGACCGUACUUUCGCUAAUUCGUUGGAGGGCGUGCGUCAGCAGCUCAUACAGUUCGCCAACUACCGCACUGUCGAGAAGCCGCCUAAGUUCGUCGAGAAGGGUAAUCUGGAGGUGCUCCUCUUCACGCUGCAAUCCCGCAUGCGUGCAGCCAAUCAGAAGCCCUACACGCCUAAAGAAGGCAAGAUGAUCCACGACAUCAACCGCGCCUGGGAGCGUCUGGAGAAGGCAGAGCACGAGAGAGAACUUGCUCUGAGAGAGGAACUGAUCAGACAGGAGAAGCUGGAACAGCUGGCUGCUAGAUUCAACCGCAAAGCCCAGAUGCGCGAGACAUGGCUCUCGGAGAACCAGCGCCUGGUCAGCCAGGACAACUUCGGCUUCGACCUGGCCGCGGUCGAGGCCGCUGCUAAGAAGCACGAGGCCAUCGAGACCGAUAUCUUCGCUUAUGAGGAGCGCGUGCAAGCCGUGGUCGGCGUCUGCUCCGAGCUGCAAGCCGAGAGAUACCACGACAUGGAGCGCGUGUGCGCGCGCCGAGACAACGUUCUCCGUUUGUGGGCGUACUUGCUCGAAUUGUUGCGCGCGCGCCGCGCUCGUCUCGAGCUGUCGUUGCAGCUGCAACAGAACUUCCAGGAAAUGUUAUACAUCCUGGACUCCAUGGAAGAGAUCAAGAUGCGUCUGUUGACGGACGACUACGGCAAACAUCUGAUGGGCGUCGAGGACUUGCUGCAAAAGCAUGCGCUGGUGGAAGCCGAUAUCAACGUGUUGGGCGAGCGUGUCAAGGUGGUGGUGGGUCAGUCCCAGCGCUUCCUGGAACAAGAGGAGGGCGGCUACCGGCCCUGCGACCCCGCCAUCACGGUGGAGCGCAUCCAGCAACUUGAGAACGCUUACGCUGAGCUCGUGCAUUUGGCCGUGGAGCGCAGAAAGCGCCUGGAGGACAGCCGCAAGCUGUGGCAGUUCUACUGGGACAUGGCCGACGAGGAGAACUGGAUCAAGGAGAAAGAGCAGAUUGUGUCCGUGGACGACAUCGGCCACGACCUCACUACUGUGUACCUGCUAAUCUCCAAGCAUAAGGCGUUGGAGGCAGACGUACAAGCUCACGAGGUUCAGCUUAUGGGCGUAGCGGCCGUGGGAGACGAGCUCAUCUCCGGCGGACACUUUGGCGCUGACAGGAUACAGGACCGUCUCCGCGACAUCCUGUCCCAAUGGAACCACUUACUCGACGCGGUGUCCCUCCGCAAGAACCGUUUGGACGCAGCCGUGCGCUACCACCAACUGUUCGCUGACGCCGAUGACAUUGACAACUGGAUGUUGGACACGCUCAGAUUGGUGUCGUCGGAAGACACGGGCGUGGACGAGGCGCAAGUCCAGAGCCUGCUGAAGAAGCACAAGGACGUCACCGACGAGCUCAAGAACUACGCCAGUGUCAUUCAGCAGCUCAAGCAACAAGCAAGCGAGCUAAGCCCAGAAGACGCCAAUAGCCCCGAAGUGCGAGAGCGCUUGGCCGCCAUCGACGCGCGUCACGGAGAACUAGCCGAGUUGGCUCGUCUUCGUAAACAGAGGCUGCUCGAUGCUCUCUCGCUGUUCAAACUGCUGGGAGAAGCUGACGCUGCCGACCAAUGGAUCGCUGAGAAGGACCGCAUGUUAGAUACCAUGCUGCCGCCUAAGGAUAUCGAUGAUGUGGAGAUUAUGAAGCACAGAUACGACGGCUUCGACAAGGAGAUGAACGCGAACGCGUCCCGCGUGGCGGUCGUGAACCAGCUGGCUCGGCAGCUCAUCCACGUGGAGCACCCGCAGGCGCCCGCCAUACAGCAGCGGCAGCAGGCCCUCAACCAGGCCUGGGGAGCGCUCAGGGAGAAGGCGGAAGCCAAGAAGGACGAGCUGAAGUCCGCGCAAGGCGUGCAGACGUUCCACAUCGAGUGCCGCGAGACGGUGUCGUGGAUCGAGGACAAGAAGCGCAUCCUGCAGCAGACCGACAACCUGGAGAUGGACCUCAACGGCGUGAUGACCCUUCAGCGCCGCCUGUCGGGCAUGGAGCGCGACCUGGCCGCUAUCCAGGCGCGCAUCAGCUCGCUGGAGGACGAGGCCAACGCCAUCGAGGGCUCGCACCCCGAGGAGGCCGCGCUCAUCCGCGAGCGCGUCCAGCACAUCACCGAGAACUGGGACCAGCUGACGCAGAUGCUCAAAGAACGCGACUCAAAACUGGAGGAAGCCGGGGACCUGCACCGUUUCCUGCGCUCCGUCGACCACUUCCAGGCCUGGCUCACCAAGACGCAGACGGACGUGGCUUCUGAAGACACGCCGUCAAGCCUGGCCGAGGCGGAGAAGCUUCUGUCGCAGCACCAGACCAUCAAGGAGGAGAUCGACAACUACAAGGACGAGUAUGCCAAGAUGAUGGAGUAUGGCGAGAAGAUUACUGCCGAGCCGUCCACACAAGACGACCCGCAAUACAUGUUCCUGCGCGAGCGUCUUAAGGCUCUGCGUGAGGGCUGGGCCGAGCUGCAGCAGAUGUGGGAGAACAGGCAGCAGCUUCUUGCUCAAAGCCUGGAGUUGCAGCUGCUGCAGAGAGACGCGCGCCAGGCUGAGGUGCUGCUGGCGCACCAGGAGCUCAGACUGGCAAAGACCGAGCCUCCAACGAACCUGGAGCAAGCCGAGAACCUCAUCAAGGAGCACGAGGCCUUCCUCACGACCAUGGAAGCCAACGACGACAAGAUCAACUCCGUCGUGCAGUUUGCCAACCGGCUGGUGGAAGAGCGUCACUUCGACGCGGACAAGAUCCAACGCAAGGCUGAGAGCAUCGAGGCGCGUCGCAACGCAAAUAGAGAUAAGGCUGUCCAGCAGAUGGAAAAGCUUCAGGACCAGCUUCAACUCCACCAGUUCCUUCAAGACUGCGACGAACUCGGCGAGUGGGUGCAGGAGAAGAACGUCACCGCACAAGACGACACCUACCGCUCAGCAAAGACCAUCCACUCGAAAUGGACCCGCCAUCAAGCUUUCGAGGCCGAAAUCGCGGCUAACAAGGAACGCCUGUUCGCCGUCCAGAACGCGGCCGAAGAACUCAUGAAGCAGAAGCCCGAAUUCGUCGAAAUCAUCUCCCCCAAGAUGACCGAAUUAGAAGAUCAAUUCGAAAACCUCCAGACGACAACCAAAGAAAAGGGCGAGCGUCUCUUCGACGCCAACCGCGAGGUGCUCCUCCACCAGACCUGCGACGACAUCGACUCGUGGAUGAACGAGCUAGAGAAGCAGAUCGAGAACACCGACACCGGCACUGAUCUGGCGUCUGUCAACAUUCUCAUGCAGAAGCAGCAGAUGAUCGAGACUCAGAUGGCCGUCAAGGCGAAGCAGGUCACGGAAUUGGAGACCCAAGCGGAAUACUUGCAGAAGACCGUGCCUGACAAAAUGGAGGAAAUUAAGGAAAAGAAGAAGUCUGUGGAGCAAAGAUUCGAGCAGCUCAAAGCUCCUCUACUGGAGCGUCAACAAAACUUGGCGAAGAAGAAGGAAGCGUUCCAGUUCAGACGCGACAUCGAGGACGAGAAGUUAUGGAUACAUGAGAAGAUGCCUCUAGCUACCAGCACUGAUUACGGCAACUCGCUGUUCAACGUGCAGAUGCUUCAGAAGAAGAACCAGUCUCUCAAGACCGAGACUGACAACCACGAGCCGCGUAUCCUGACGGUUAUCUCCAACGGACAGAAGCUCAUUGAUGAGGGACACGAGGACGCGCCCGAGUUCAAGCAGAGAAUCGACGAACUCACGGCGCGGUGGCGAGAACUUAAAGAUGCCAUCGAACAACGCAAGAACAACCUGUCCCAAUGGGAGAAGGCCCAACAGUAUCUGUUCGACGCCAACGAAGCGGAGGCCUGGAUGAGCGAGCAGGAGCUAUACAUGAUGGUAGAAGACCGUGGUAAAGACGAGAUCUCUGCCCAGAACCUGAUGAAGAAGCACGAGAUCCUGGAGCAGGCGGUUGAUGAUUAUGCGCAGACCAUCCGCCAGCUGGGAGAGACCGUCAGGCAGCUGACCAGCGAGGAACAUCCUUUGAGCGAACAAAUCUCCGUAAAGCAAUCGCAAGUGGACAAACUGUACGCUGGACUUAAGGACUUGGCCGGCGAGCGUCGCGCCAAGCUUGACGAAGCUCUACGGCUCUUCCAGCUGUCUCGCGAGGUCGACGACCUGGAGCAAUGGAUCACGGAGCGAGAGCUGGUGGCUAGUUCACAGGAGCUUGGACAGGACUACGAACAUGUCACUCUUCUAUGGGAGCGUUUCAAGGAGUUUGCGCGCGAGACCCAAGCGGUUGGGUCUGAACGCGUGGCCACCGCGGAACGCAUCGCCGACCAGAUGAUCGCCAUGGGCCACUCCGACAACGCUACCAUCGCGCAGUGGAAAGAAGGGCUCAAGGAGACCUGGCAGGACUUGUUGGAGCUCAUCGAGACCAGGACACAGAUGCUGGCGGCAUCUCGCGAGCUUCACAAAUACUUCCACGACUGCAAAGACACGCUACAACGCGUCAACGAGAAGGCGCGCGGAGUGAGCGACGAGCUGGGCCGCGACGCCAUCAGCGUGGGCGCGCUGCAGCGCAAGCACCACAACUUCAUGCAGGACCUCAGCACGCUGCAGCAGCAGGUGGAAGCCAUCACAGCGGAAUGCAGCCGCCUCGGCGCGUCGUACGCGGGUGACAAAGCCGCAGAGAUCACCCGACGAGCCGGCGAGGUCGCCGACGCCUGGGCAGCCCUACAGGCCGCCUGCCGCGCCAGGAAGGCCAAGCUUGAAGACGCUGAUGACCUGUACCGGUUCCUGAACCAAGUCCGCACGCUUACCCUCUGGAUGGACGAUGUGGUCCGCCAGAUGAACACCGGAGAGAAGCCACGAGACGUAAGCGGCGUCGAGCUUCUAAUGAACAAUCACCAAUCGCUGAAGGCCGAGAUUGACACGCGCGAAGACAACUUCACGGCUUGCAUCUCGCUCGGCAAGGAACUGCUAGCGAGACAGCACUACGCGACUGCUGACAUCAAGGACAAACUGCUGCUCCUCACCAACCAGAGGAACGCACUGCUGCGCCGCUGGGAGGAGCGCUGGGAGAACUUGCAACUUAUCCUGGAAGUAUACCAGUUCGCCCGCGACGCGGCCGUGGCCGAAGCGUGGCUGAUCGCCCAGGAACCGUACCUCAUGUCCCAAGAGUUGGGCCACACCAUCGACGAGGUGGAGAGCCUCAUCAAGAAGCACGAGGCUUUCGAAAAGAGUGCGGCGGCGCAGGAGGACAGAUUCAGCGCGCUACAGAGACUUACAACGUUCGAAGUGAAAGAGAUGAAGAGACGCCAAGAAGCUGCCGAAGCGGCCGAGCGUGAGAAACGCGAACGGGAAGCAGCCGAGGCCGCCGCCGCCGCCGCCGCCGCUGCGCAAGACGCCGUCGACCGCGCCGCCUCGCCGCAGGAACAACCGCAGCCGCAGGAGGCCAGUAGUCCCGCCCCCGCCCCCGUGCCAGUGGCCUCCCCGGCCACCCCAUUGGCCACCCCCGUGGCUGUCCCAGUGGCCACCCCCGCCCCGUCCACGUCGAAACAGACGCCAGCCAAACCGGCACGCCUCUCUACGCCCGGGACGAGUUCGACCCCGGCCACUCCGUCGAGCUCCGGUAAGGUGAAGUCGCGGUCCCGGAGCAAGUCUCCGUUCCGAAGCUUCCGGUGGCGCACUGCGAAGAAGCUACUGGCCGGAUCGCAUCAUAGCGACGACGAAGAGGGUGCUAGCCCCGCGGGAGAGGAUGAGGGUGUGGAGGGCACUCUGGUACGCAAGCACGAGUGGGAGUCCGCCGCCAAGCGAGCCUCCAACAGAUCAUGGGACAAAGUGUACGUGGUGGCAAAGGACGGUCGCAUGUCGUUCUUCAAGGACCAGAAAUCGUACAAGGCGGCGCCGGACCAGCACUGGCGCGGGGAGGCGCCUCUCGACCUCAACGGCGCCGUCGUCGAGGUCGCCGCCAACUACACCAAGAAGAAGCACGUGUUCCGGCUCAGGUUGAGCAGCGGCGCGGAGUUCCUGCUGCAGGCGCACGACGACACAGAGAUGGCGUGGUGGCUGGAGGGCCUGCGCGCGCGCACCGCCGCGCCCGCGCCGCGCUCGCACACGCUGCCCGCGCCCGCCAACGCCGAGCCCAAGCGGCGAUCCUUCUUCACGCUCAAGAAGAACUAAACACCGUGGGAGUUGGAGACGAGCUGCCACCGCGCCCUACGCCGUCAUGUUUCCUCAUUACGCACGCGUCCUCGCCCGCGUGUAGUGCGCGUCACGCGCGCGUCGCGCGCACGUCAGACACGCGCCCCGAAGGACGCAGCAUAUUUCUCACGACGCUUGCUGCUGUAAGCUUUGCUAAUGACGAAAUUAUGUCGACCGGCGGCACCUAUCGACUGUCGAAAAUUAUAAAUGUUAUUAUUAUUAUUAUUUUGUUGCGUACAAAUACGUUAUUUAAGACUGUAUGGUAACUGAGUGUUUGAAUCGUUUGCCUUCGUCUGUAUUUGUUGUACGGUGACGGUACCGGCGAUUAAAUAUUUAUAGAUACACGACCGAGUAUGUAUGAUCCCACCCCCGAAUAUGUAUAAUUGUUGUAAUAUGAAACUAUUAAAUGAAAUACAUAUUAUUAAAUUCUAAAUGCGACGCUAUUUAUGAAUAGAUGAUUUUAGUGUUUAAAUUCAGAUUGAGAAUAUAUUAUAUAUAUUUUAAUUAUUUAUAUAUAUAUAUAUAUUAAAUGGAGCUAGUGUAAUAUAAAUUCAGUACUAGAAAUGUAUGUCGUUCGAUUCGUAUAACAAUAAUAAAAUAAUUCGAUCUUGAAGUUUACUAAGCACUAUUUGACCAAUCAAAUAUCAAUUCGACGGAAUUUGAGUAUCUCAUUUGAUAUUUCAAUAAUAAUAAGCUAAGACGACGGAUUGUAACCGCAUUUACAUCCAAUUUAUUAAUUAGUUAUCCGGUGUUCGAUGUUUUAUUAUUCGACGGCUUGCUGUGUCAGCAGUACGGUAACGUUCACAGUUAUAACGUAAGCUACGUAAUUGUAUUAGAGUUAAUUUCCAUUAUCGUGUCUUCUUCCCGUGCUCCGGCGUUGCUGUUGGUAUUGAUAUCGCAUUUAAUAAUUCCGACAUUUCUUCUUAGACUCUUAGUCGUAAGAGCGAGUAGUGUAGAUGCAGCAACGCCGGCGCCACUAGCGUCGGACUGUAAGUAUGCUUGAUCGCCUCGUAAGUGCUUCUACAAAGUAACGUGUCUUUAUAUUUAAAUUUUAAAUUAUAAUUAUUUUUACUGCCAACGUUUCACAAAGUGUUAAUGUUUCUAAGCGAUCCUUAUCUAAAUUUCACAUUUAAUAUUACGAUCACACAUUUUUAGUUCUGUUACGAUUGUAUGAGCGCGCGCGGUGUGGCCUCUGACGUCACGCGAGGCCGCACCGCGCGCACUAUUGCAUGUAAACCUGUGUUUAAAUAUUUUAUUUUAAAAUUUUACUUUUUUGAUGAAAAUAUAAUAAAGAUGUUUUCAAAUAA